AUGAGCUGGGCACUGGAAGAAUGGAAGGAAGGACUCCCUACAAGAGCUCUUCAGAAGAUUCAAGAGCUUGAAGGACAGCUGGACAAACUGAAGAAGGAAAAGCAGCAGAGGCAGUUUCAGCUUGACUCUCUAGAAGCCGCGCUGCAGAAGCAGAAGCAGAAGGUUGAAGAUGGAAAAACAGAGGGUGCAGACCUGAAAAGGGAAAAUCAAAGAUUGAUGGAAAUAUGUGAAACUUUGGAGAGAACAAAGCAGAAGAUUUCUCAUGAACUUCAAGUUAAGGAGUCACAAUUGAAUUUUCAAGAAGGUCAACUGAGCUCAUGCAGAAAACAAAUAGAAAAACUGGAACUGGAACUUAAGCGGUGCAAAUCUGAACUUGAAAGGAGCCACCAAGCCGCACAGUCUAUAGAUGUUUCUUUGAAUCCAUGCAGUACACCACAAAAGCUUUUUACAACUCCACUCACACCAAGUUCUGCAUAUGAAGAUUUAAAAGAAAAAUAUAAUAAAGAAGUUGAAGAACGGAAAAAAUUAGAGGCAGAAGUUAAAGCUUUGCAUGCUAAAAAAGUGAACCAGCCUAUUCACCAAGCUACCAUGAAUCACCGGGACAUUGCAAGACAUCAGGCUUCCUCAUCAGUAUUUUCUUGGCAACAGGAAAAGAACCCGAGUCGCCUUUCAUCUAGUUCUCUGAAAACCCCACUCAGGAGAGAUGUCUCUGCCUCUCAUUCUUUGGGAGAAGAAGUGACUCCUAACAGAUCAAGUCUGCAGACAGGGAAGAGAGGCUGCAGCAGCGACUUUGGGGACAAUCCCAGUGGUUCUCAGCUUUGGGAGCGGGUCCAGGCCCAGAAUCAAGACCUAAAAAACAAGAUGAAUGAGUUGGAACUACGCCUGCAAGGGCAAGAAAAGGAAAUGAAAGGCCAAGUGAAUAAAUUUCAAGAGUUACAGCUACAGCUGGAGAAAACAAAAAUGGAAUUAAUUGAAAAAGAGAAAGCUUUGAACAAAACCAGGGAUGAACUAGUGAGAACCACAGCACAGUAUGACCAGGCAGCAACCAAGUGUACUGCCUUGGAACAGAAGCUGAAAAAUUUGACUGAGGAGUUGAGUUGUCAUCGGCAGAAUGCAGAGAGUGCCAGAUGUUCUCUGGAGCAGAAGAUUAAGGAGAAGGAAAAGGAGCUUCAGGAGGAGCUGUCCCGACAGCAUCGAUCUUUCCAAGCUCUGGACCAAGAGUACACUCAGGUGAAAACCAGACUUACCCAGGAGUUACAGCAAGCCAAGCAUGCGCUCAGUGUCCUCCAGGUGGAACAGGAAAAGGUCACAUCAGUGAAGCAGCAGUUAGAAAGGAGUUUAGAAGAAAUUAGGCAAAAGUUCAACAGAGCAGAACAAGCCCUUCAGGAGAGCCAGAUCACAGAGAGUGAGCUGAGGAGAAGCAGUGAGGAAAUGAAGAAGGAAAACAGUCUGAUUAGGAGUCAGUCUGAGCAAAGGACCAGAGAAGUCUGCCACCUGGAGGAAGAACUUGGUAAAGUUCAAGUAUGUUUGAGUCAGAGCCGGAAUUUCGCAGAAGAGAUGAGAGCUAAGAAUACCUCUCAGGAAGUCAUGUUAAGAGAUCUCCAGGAAAAACUAAAGCAGCAAGAAAACUCACUAACUUUAGAAAAACUGAAGCUUGCUGUAGCUGACCUGGAAGGGCAGCGAGACUGUUCUCAAGACCUGUUGAAGAAAAGGGAACAUCACAUUGAACAACUGAAUGAUAAGUUAAACAGAAUGGAGAAGGAGUUCGAAGCUUUGCUGAGUGCUUUGGAGUUAAAAAAGAAAGAAUGUGAAGAAUUGAAAGAAGAGAAAACUCAAUUUUCUUGUUGGAAAAGUGAAAAUGAAAAACGUAUAAAUCAGGUAGAAUCAGAAAAUGAAAGCUUGCAGAGUAAAAUCAACCACUUAGAAGCCAGUCUCAGGACACAACAAAUGAAAAGUCAAGACUACAAUGAAAGAGUACGAACCCUGGAGAUUGAAAGAGAAAACCUUGAUAUGGAGAUUAGAAACCUCCGCAGUGUGGUAGACAGCAAGAUAGUAGAGAUCGAGACACAGAAACAAGCCUACUUGGAACUGCAGCAGAAAGCUGAGUUCUCAGAUCAGAAGCAUCAGAAGGAAAUAGAAAAUAUGUGCUUGAAAAGCAGUGAGCUCACUGGGCAAGUUGAAGCUUUGGAGUCUAAGCUUCAGUUGUUGUCAAGCGAGGUAGUGACCAAAGACCAGCAGUACCAAAGCCUGCAUGCUGAAUAUGAAACCCUGAGGGAUUUGCUCAAAUCCAGAGGUUCUCCGGUGACAAAUGAGGAUAAGCAGAGAAGUUCUUUGCCUUUAGAACAGCAGCCUGCAGUGAAUGAUUCCUCUGCAAAUCUAAUGGGGGAACAAGGAAGCAUGUAUUCAGAAAGGAGUGGCUGCUUUGUAGAUGGGGACCAAACUCGUCUAGCUGUCUUACAAAGUAGAGUCACUUCACUUGAAAGUUCCCUGGAGUCUCAAAACCAGAUGAACUCAGAUCUGCAAAAGCAAUGUGAAGAGCUGCUACAAAUCAAAGGAGAAAUAGAAGAAAACCUCAUUAAAGCAGAGCAGAUUCAUCAAGAUUUUGUGGAUGAAACAAACCAACGCAUUGGUAAAUUGCAGGAAGACUCUGCAGUUCAUCAGAAUAUUGUUGCUGAAACUUUAGCAACCCUUGAGAGUAAGGAAAAAGAGUUGCAACUUUUAAAAGAAAAAUUCGAAGCUGAGCAAACAGAGAUUCAAGAAUUAAAGCAGAGUAACUGCCUUCUUGAAGACUCUCUGAAGGAGCUACAACUUUUAUCUGAAACCUUAAGCUCAGAGAAGAAGGAAAUGAAUAACAUCAUCUCAUUAAGGAAAAAAGACAUUGAAGAGCUGACCCAAGCAAAUGGGGCUCUCAAGGAAAUUAAUGAGGCCUUAUGGCAAGAGAAAAUGAAUUUACUCCAAAAACACGAGAAGAUUUCGAAAUGUUUAGCAGAACAAGAAAGAAGCAUUUCAGAGUUGUCUGAUCAGUACAAACAAGAAAGACUUCUGUUACUACAACGAUGUGAAGAAACAGAAACUGUGUUGGAAGAUCUCAGGGCUAACUACAAAACAGCACAAGAAAACAAUGCUAAGCUAGAAUGCUUGCUCAGUGAAUGCACUGCUCUUUGUGAGAAUAGGAAAAAUGAACUGGAGCAGCUAAAGGAAGCAUUUGCAAAGGAACAGCAAGAAUUCUUAACAAAAUUAGCUUUCAGUGAAGAGCAAAACAGGAAAUUGAUGCUAGAGUUGGAGAUAGAGCAACAAACUGUGAGAUCUGAGAUUACAAAUACCGAAAACUAUUCUAAGAGUGAGGCUGAAGGCUUAGGGCAAGAGAAGAGCUUGAUUUUAAAGGAAGAGCAAAAUAAAAAGCAAGAGGAAGUUAAUGACUUACCACCUGAGAAUGAGCAACUAAUGCAAUUAGCUCAGACUAAACAUGAACGUUAUCAUCUUGAAGGAGAAUCAGUUGAGAACUCUGUAAAAGCAACAGAAGAUGAGAUCAUUACAUGUAGUUCCCAGUAUGAGAUGGAUAUUGACACUAAAGAUGGUUCUCCAGACAAUUACAGGGCACAGGUGGUACGACUGGAAGCUUUGAUUAGGGUUAUGGAAGUAAAGCUUGACCAGAGCGAGGAGGAGAAAAAAAACCUGCAUCAGGAAUUACAGACAAUUAGAGGAGAGCUAGGAACUGGUUGCUCCCAGGACACUCAGUCCCAUGAAAGGUCUGGCCUUAAAGCAGAAGGGAAGUAUGUGUCAGUGCUUCAUGAGUUGUCAGCAAGUCAGAGUGAGAAUGCACACUUGCAGUGCUCUCUCCAGAUGGCACUGAAUGAACUGAGUGAGCUAGGGAAAAUGUGUGAAGGACUGAAGGUUGAAAAGUUACAACUACAGUCUGAGCUGAAGGACUCACGAGCAGAGUGUAUGACAGCAACUAGUAAAAUGCCAUCAGGGGUAGAGAAGCUAGUGAAUGAAGUAAAAAGACUAAACCAUGAAGAUGUUCUUCCUCAGAGUGAGCUAAUGAAAGAUGUGUCCGAUGUGUUUCAUGAAAAACAAAACACAUCUAUGUUCUUGACUCCUUUGGACAGUAGCAGUUCCUGUGAACAAAUAACCUUGUCAGACAAAGAGGUUCGAGUGCAUUUUGCCGAGUUACAGGAGAAAUUUUCCUGUUUACAAAGUGAGCACAAAAUUUUACACGAUCAGCACUGUGAGGUGAGCUCUAAGAUGUCAGAACUGUGUUCCUAUGUGGACACAUUAAAAGCUGAAAAUUCUGUCUUGUCAAUGAAUCUGAGAAACUUUCAGGGUGACUUGGUAAAGGAGAGGAACCCUGGAGUGGAGGAUGGACAUACUCUGUCACUGUCGUUCUGUGGGACAGACAGCCCUAGUCUGCCAAAGUUUGGAGAAACUUCUUUUUACAAAGAUGUUUUAGAACAAACUGGAGACACAUCUCUUCUAAGUUUAGAAGGGAAUGCUUCAGCAAACCCUUGUAAUGUAGAUGAAGUGUCUUACAACAGUCUAGAGGAGGAGAGUCUGACUGAGAAAGAAAUCCCAGCGGCCUCUGUGAGGACUAUUGAAGAACUUGAAGUCCUAUGUCAGGUGUACUUGCAGUCCCUCAAGAAUCUAGAAGAGAAAAUUGAGAGUCAAGGGAUUAUGAAAAAUAAAGAAAUUCAAGAGCUUGAGCAGUUACUAAGCUCUGAAAGGAAACAGUAUUUGUCAGAAAAGGAGCAAUGGCAACAGCAGCUGACAAGUGUGACUUUGGAGAUGGAGUCCAAGUUGGCAGAAGAAAAGCAGCAGACGAAGAAUCUGUCCCUCGAGCUUGAGGUAGCACGCCUUCAGUUGCAAGAGCUGGACUUAAGCUCCAGGUCUUUGCUUGGCACUGACAUGGAAAAUGCUGUUCGGGGCCAAAAUGAUAGUUAUGAUAUAAAAGAAUCAGAUGUAUGCAUUUCAGUGACUACAGAGAAAACACCAAAGCAGGAUACUGAUAAGACUUGUGAUAAAGAUGUUCAGCAGGACCUUUGUCUAGAAACGUCAAUCACUGAGACUGAGACAGCUGGGCUCACAGGAGAGGGGUGUGAAGAACAACCCCCAGAGACCAAUUGUGGGGCACCAGCAGAGGACAAAACUCAAGACUAUUUGGAAUGUGUUUCUGAAUCGUUUUCUAGUCCUAAUGUGUUGGUACCCAUGGAUGUUCUGGAAGAUCGGGGGUCUACCCAGAAUCUCCAUUUGCAGAAAGACACAUCAAAUCUGAAUUUAAGAUUACUUCCUGCAGUAGACGACUGGGACAAAAAAGUUGAAAGUUUGCUAAAUGAAAUAAAAAAGGCAGAUUCAAAACUCAGUUUAGAGGAAGUACAGCUAAAGAUCAAGAUUGAAACAUGCAUACAAUUAGAAAAAAUAGUCAAGAACCUCAAGAAGGAAAAAUCUGACUUAAGUGAAAAAUUGGAGUCCCUCCCUUGUAACCAGGAGGUAGGUCAGACAGUAGAAAGUUCAGAAGACCUUGGUUUUGACUUAGAAUCGGGAGCCAAUGAGUUAAGUGGAGCUAUUCAAGGUCAUGAAGCCAACAUAGAAGAUAAUUGGAAGGCCAAAUUUCUUGCUGUGGAAAAGGAGCUGACGAGUAUUGAGUCUGAGAAAGCUAAUAUUGAGCGCCUCCUCCUCUCUGUGGAAGCAGACUUCAAGGUGGUUCAAGCAGAGAAGCUGGGUUUAGAAAGAGACACUGAAAGUAAGCAGAAGGUUAUUGUCGACCUUAAAGAAGAACUAGUAGUCGUUAUAAGUGAGAGAGACAGGCUUCGUGGAGAAUUAGAUACUGUGUCAAAAGAAAGAAAAACCCUGGAUCAGAUGUCUAAAAAGAUGAAAGAGAAAAUAGAAGAGCUGGAGUCUUACCGAAGUGAGAGCCUCCAUCACAUUGAGAUGGUAGAGGCUGAGACCAAGGACAAGGCAGAACUCCUUCAGACUUUGUCCUUUAAUGUGAGUGAGCUAACAAAGGACAAAGCUCAUCUCCAGGAGCAGCUGCAGAAUUUGCAGAAGGACUCACAGGGAUUAUCUUCUGCAGUGGCUGAGCUGGAAAUCCAAAUCGGACAACUGACUAGAGAGAAAGAAUCAUUGGUCGAGGAGUCUCAGAACUUCCAGGUCAAGCUGACUGAGUCAGAAUGUGAAAAGCAAAACAUCUCCAAGGCCUUGGAGGUGGCACUCACAGAGAAAGGUGAGUUUGCCAUGCGGCUGAGCUCAGCCCAGGAGGAGGUGCAUCAGCUGAGAAGAGGCAUCGAGAAACUGAGUGUACGCAUCAAGGCGGAUGAAAAGAAGCACAUCGGUACUGAGGAGAAACUGAAGGAAAGCCAGCGUGAAAACGACUCAUUGAAGGAUAAAGUGGAGAAUCUGGAGAGGGAAUUGGAAAUGUCAGAAGAAAACCAAGAGCUGGUGAUUCUUGAUGCCGAGAAUUCUAAAGCAGAGGUGGAGACCCUCAGGGCACAAGUGGAUGAAAUGGCCAAAAACCUGAGAGUUUCUGAAUUAGACCUUGUCACAGUUAGGUCUGAAAGAGAAAAUCUGACCAGGCAACUACAAGAGAAGCAGAGUCGAGUGUCAGAACUGGAUGAAUUAUGUUCUUCCUUUAGAAGUCUGUUGGAAGAAAAGGAGCAGGCGAGAGUACAGAUGGAAGAAGACUCUAAAUCUGCGGUGCUGAUGCUGCAGACACAAUUAAAAGAGCUCAGUGAGGAAGUAGCAGCCUUGUGUAAUGACCAGGAAUCUUUGAAGACCCAAGAAGAGAGUCUAGACCAGCCCGCAGAAGAAGUACAUCACCUGAAAAGCAGCAUUCAGAGGCUGAAAGUUCACAUAGCUGCUGCUGAGGAGAAACAGUGCUCCCUCCUGGGACAACUGAAGGAAUGUAAGCAUGAUGCGGACUUGCUCAAGGACAGACUUGAGAACCUCGAACAAGAAUUGCAGCUCUCAGAGGAAAACAGGGAGUAUGCAACUCUUGAAGCUGAGAAGGCCAAAGCAGAGAUUCAGACUUUAAAAUCAGAAAUACAAGGAAUGGCCCAAAACAUCCAAGAUUUGAAGUUAGAACUUAUCAGUACAAGGUCAGAAAAUGAAAAUGUUAUGAAAGAAUUAAAAAAGGAGCAAAAGCGAGUAUCUGAAUUAGAAACAAUAAAUUCUUCAAUUGAAAACUUACUGAAAGAAAAAGAGCAAGAAAAGGUACAGAUGGAAGAGGAAUCCAAAAUAAAAGUGGAGAUGCUUCAAACUCAAUUACGAGAGCUAAAUGAGACAAUGACUUCCUUGUGCAAUAACCAAGAGGCCUGGAAGACCAAAGAACAGACCCUGAGUGCUCAGGUACAAACUCUUGAACUUGAGAAGGCCCAGCUGCUACAGGACCUUGGUGAGACCAAGAGUAAAUACGUUAUUUUGCAGUCUUCUGUAAAUGUCCUCACUCAAGAAGUUAAAGCUGGCAAAGAGAAACUAGAGAAGAAGGAGGAAGAGGCCAGGACACUAGAAGAUCAGCUUAAAGGUCAAGAGCAGCAUUUGUGUAAACUUUCCCAGUUGGAAGGAGAGCAGCAACUCUGGCAGAAACAGAAACUUGAACUGGGAAAUCUGACUGUGGAGCUGGAGCAGAAGGUCCAAGUGCUGCAAUCCAAGAACAGUGCUUUGCAGAGUUCUCACAAGAGGUUAGAAAGUGAGCUUGGGUUGAUGAAGACAGAGAAGGCAUCACUUGUCCAAAAAGUUAACACAAUGGUUGGGAAGGAAGCCCAGCUACAGAGAGAGCUGCAGGAAAUGGUACAGAAGACAGCAAGGCUGAAGGAAGGAUUCAAUAAAGAGAAAAGCAGGCUAACUGAAGAGUUGAAAGUGCCAGUGGAAGAACUCAAGAGCCUCAAAGUAGAGCAUCUUAAGUAUAAUCAGCUUGAGAAGGAAUUUCAGCGUGCUCAGGGGAAAAUAAAGUUGUUGCUCAAAUCCUGUAAACAGCUGGAAGGAGAAAAGAGGAUGUUGCAGAAAGAGCUCUACCAACUUGAAGCUGCACAGAAGCAGAAAGCUGAUUCUGUUGUGGAUGGUAAUGUAGAGAAAUUAAUGACUGAAAACAAAGAGCUGAAAGAAAAUCUUGAAGAAAAAAUGAAAGAAGCAGAAAAGUACUUGGAUAAGUACUGUUCCCUGCUUAUAAGCCUUGAGGAGUUAGAGAAAGCCAAGGAGAUGCUAGAAAUACAGGUUGCUCGUCUGAGUGCACAGCAAUCCAGACGGCAUCUCCACUGUUCUCCUUUGCUGGAUUCUUCGGUUCCAGCACCAUCUCCAAGCACUUCUGUCAAUGAGAAUUCAGCGUCUGGCCAAAAUAAAACUUCAGGCAAGAGGCAAAGGUCCAGUGGGAUUUGGGAGAAUGGUAGUGAGACAACACUUUGUACACCAGAGACAUUUUCUAAAAAAAGCAGGAAAGCAGUCAAUAGUAGCGUUCACCCUACUGAGGACAAGGACGAGACUAAGUUUGAGAUAGAGGGACUCCCAGAAGUCGUAAAAAAAGGGUUUGCUGACAUUCCUACAGGAAAGACAAGUCCAUAUAUCCUGCGAAGAACAACCUUGGCAACCAGAACCAGCCCCCGCCUUGCCGCACAGAAGUUAGUGGGAUCCUCACCAACACCAGGCAAAGAAAACAUUGCAGAGUCCUCAAAACCAACAGCUGGUGGCAGCAGAUCACAAAAGGUCAAGGUUGUUCAGCAGAGCUUGGGGGAUUUACACACUGCCUUCCCAGAACAUCUAGAGAAGUCUGUCACAACCAGUAAUGUUCCUGGGAGAAACUCUGCAGAGAACCCCAAGGAGGGCCUAAGGGUCAAGCAGGGAUACCCUGCCUCCACCCCAGCUGCUGGGCCUGACCAGAGAAACAACGAAAACUGCCAUGUCCAGUGAAAUGUCAGGGUUGCGGAAGGUGGCAGCAUUCAAACCAGCCAGUCUGCCUGUGGGACUUGUCUUGAGUCACAAACACUAUUACUAAAAAAUAACUGAAUCCUAAUGCUCUAUGUGGCCUUCAGGUCUCUCCAUUCAUAAGAUGGGGAAAGUUUGGAAGCACCUAUUACCUAGUCCUUGUUCUUAAGCACAGUGUAAAUAGUUGUGGAUAGAGCUUGAGAAUUGCUGCAAUUAAAUGGAAAGCACCAUAGUGACUUGCUUGUAUGAAUUUACACUUAGAAAACCCUGCAAUGAUCUUCCUGUGUAAAGUGUUAGGUGUGAAAUAGUUGUAGAUCAAGAAUUUGAGCUGAGUAAAAUGAGAACCUGUGUGAAUGUGGUGUCUUUAUUCUUUCAGUGUGUUUCCUAACCCCCGCUUAUAUAACCUGUACAUAAUGUGAGGGGCCAUUGGGGUGUGUAUUUAUUUCUAGUUAGUCUGAUUGUUGCAGACACCUUAGAAGUGAUGUAGAUCAUGUUUAAAUUCACUAUGUUUUUCUUGUUAAAGUCAUCAUAGUUCUUUUGUUAUACAUGGCUGUAUUU
Onychomys torridus (southern grasshopper mouse) is the source of this 9465-nucleotide messenger RNA. It is a transcript of the gene Cenpf, whose product is annotated as centromere protein F. The transcript is spliced from 17 exons. The coding region runs from base 1 to 8892 and encodes 2963 amino acids. Gene Ontology annotation, biological process: regulation of G2/M transition of mitotic cell cycle; metaphase chromosome alignment; mitotic cell cycle. NCBI's taxonomy places the organism in Eukaryota, Metazoa, Chordata, Mammalia, Rodentia, Cricetidae. Gene Ontology annotation, cellular component: chromosome, centromeric region; nucleus; spindle pole. The record is from RefSeq and is a predicted model, not a curated record. Gene Ontology annotation, molecular function: protein homodimerization activity; transcription factor binding; dynein complex binding.